Messenger RNA from Cuscuta epithymum, 2260 nucleotides. Lineage: Eukaryota; Viridiplantae; Streptophyta; Magnoliopsida; Solanales; Convolvulaceae. The record is from the annotation of a GenBank genome assembly.
AGUUAUGGAAGGACUUCUGGGUUUAUGGAUGAAACGGGCGGGAUAGCGUUGGAUUGAUCAACGAUUGACUUUGUGCCUCCUGUCCCUGUAAAAAAAAUUGUCAGUGUGUACACAACACAGGAAAGAACAUCCCGCUUCUUCCUAAUUCUCUGUCAGAAAAUGUCUACUCCUCUAUACAUCUCACUAUCACCGGUUGGGACCGCCGGAGAUUUAAAACUUCCCGGUGACCAGGCCGAGGGAUAUAGUAAUACGGAGUAUUUCUCUUCUUUAUUUAUUUGAAAUAUACAGUUUUCAACAAUUAAUGCAUUUCACCUUCUUCAUUUAGUGCACCCUGGGCUGGUGAAUCCUCACCUGAUCUCUCUUUGUCUGUCUCUCUCCAUACUCAUAUAAAUGUGUCCUUACGGGAUAGAUAACUGAAUAUUUAUUGCUGGGUAUGUACUAUAUGGUGAAACUGUUCAUGGAGAUGGAGAAAGCUGAUUCCUUUUUCAUCGCUUAGGGAUACCCACCACAUACCUUUCUUGUCACUAUUUCUUCUUCAAUCUACAGAACAUAUUUCUUCUCUAUAUUCAAUCUCUCCACUUGAAGAUCAAAGGUACUCUCCAGCUUCCAUUCUCUGUGUAUGGUCUGAAGGGGUGGGGGUGGGGGCCUUCUGUUUCCUCUGGAAUGCCUUUGACAGAGCGGAAGAGGAGACAAGCAUGAAAGAAAAUCAAUGUGAAAUUUUAUGCAUAAAUGGUGACAAGGAGACAGAUCUAUUUAGGGGCAUGUUUGGAUCAAAUGUUAUCACUAAUAAAGAUAAAGACGGAUUCCAAAAGGUUCAACAACUUGAUCGUGAAGCGCUACUUCUUGAUUGCUCUUUCAAGAGUAUCGAAAAUAAGUUUCAUGUUUUUCCCACAAAGGAUGAUAAAAAGAGUCAGUUUCAUUGCAUUGCGCCUAAGACAGAUGAAGAUGCACUUGAUAAAAAUGUGUCUCCUUCAGAUGCUACUGACAAAAGUGUUAUUGAACAGAAGCUGCCUGAAUCAAUUGUUUGUUGCAAAGAUGAAAAGAGUAACCCCAUCAGAGAUAUUUGUGUUGAUGAGGGGGCACACACUGUGGAUAUAGUUGAUGACGUGUCAGGAAAAGAGCCUUUUGGUGAUAAGCUUCUCCUAUUGGAACCAUCAUCAACACAGAAUUCACAAAGCUCUCUUGUCAGCUUAAACUGUAAUGGCAGUACAUGUGGAGUGUUGCUUGAUAAGAAGCCUCCGGAAGACAGAAUCUUGCUGGACCAUAAUGCAACAUCAAAAACUGAUGAAUCUAACGAGAAAGAUGUGCCCGAAUUCCCCGAAACAUGCUUAGUCUACAGCAACAUGGUGGAAAGCAAGUCUACAAUUGACAAGAACACUACUAGUGUUGCUGACAGAAAUGGAAAUGAAAAUGGUUGUAGACAACCCCAAGAGUUGCAAGAUGAUGUUGUUCCUAACAGUGAGGUUAAAGCCAAAGUAAACCAUUCAAUUAGUGGCCAACAGGAUAAAUUUGCUGAUGGAGGAGAGGCUAGUUUUUCUGGACUGAGUUCUUUGAUCACUUCUUCUUACGCGGGCUUGAUACCAUACUCUGGCAGCAUUUCUCUCCGGUCGGAUAGCAGUACAACGAGCGCCAGAUCCUUUGCCUUCCCAGUAAUUCAAUCAGAGUGGAAUAGCAGCCCUGAGAAAAUGAAAAGAUCAUAUAAGAGAUCCUGGAAGCACAUGAGUUGCUGGCGGUGUCUUCUUUGCUGUAGAUUCUGAAUGAAGUCCAUUUCAUUUGUUUAUAUAGGCCUUGUCAAGUUAAAUUGUACUCCGUAUUGCUUUACCUUAUGAUGAUGGUUACUUUUUUAGAGAUGUGUUGCCUCUCCUGCAGUGGCGGAGCCAGAAAUCUAUGGUUGAAGGGGCCGGUCUUUAAAAAUUUUACAUUGCAGGGGCGAAAGUUUAAAAUAUCAACAUAUUUUCUAUAGAUUAAAAGUAUUUAUACAUAAUAUAUACUUAAGAAUUUUUUUCUUGCAGGGGCCGUGGCCCCCUCCAGCCCCUCCCUGUCUCCACCCCUGCUCUCCUGUAGUUGUAUGUAUGCUUAGUGUACUGUUGGUGUUAGGGUAUGAAUAUAAGGUUUGAGAGGAUGUUUGUUAUUUAUUUUCUUUUUUAGUUUUUCUAGAAUUAGCUCAGAAUCUUUUUCUGUUGAGAGAGUGAUUAUUAUUUUAUAUUUCCUCAUUGUUUCGCAUGAAGCUUUGGAGAUUUAUGUCAAAUUUUUUUUGCGC